Molecule: messenger RNA, 1428 nt
Organism: Staurois parvus
Lineage: Eukaryota; Metazoa; Chordata; Amphibia; Anura; Ranidae
Source: the annotation of a GenBank genome assembly
UUUCCACAGACAACAUCAUCAACUUUAAAAGGUGCCAUCCAGUUGGGUAUUGGAUAUACUGUUGGAAACUUAACUUCCAAACCAGAAAGGGAUGUCCUGAUGCAGGAUUUCUAUGUUGUGGAAAGUAUUUUCUUUCCAAGUGAAGGAAGUAAUCUAACACCUGCCCACCAUUAUCCAGACUUCCGUUUUAAGACCUAUGCUCCUGUCGCCUUCAGAUACUUUCGAGAACUUUUUGGGAUUCGACCUGAUGACUAUCUUUAUUCUCUGUGCAAUGAGCCUCUGAUUGAGCUUUCUAACCCUGGGGCAAGUGGGUCUCUAUUUUAUGUCACAAGUGAUGAUGAAUUUAUUAUCAAGACAGUAAUGCAUAAAGAGGCCGAAUUCCUUCAGAAACUGCUUCCUGGAUAUUACAUGAACCUUAACCAAAACCCUCGGACUCUCUUGCCCAAGUUCUAUGGCUUGUACUGUGUUCAGUCAGGCGGGAAGAAUAUCCGUGUUGCUGUGAUGAACAAUAUCUUACCACGGGUAGUCCGUAUGCAUUUUAAGUAUGACCUUAAGGGCUCUACCUAUAAAAGACGUGCUUCCAAAAAAGAGCGAGAGAAAACAUGUCCUACGCACAAAGACUUGGACUUCAUACAAGAUUCACCUGAAGGAUUGCUUCUAGAUGCGGAUACCUUUAGUGCAUUGGUUAAGACCUUACAAAGGGACUGUCUGGUUUUAGAGAGCUUCAAGAUUAUGGAUUACAGCCUUCUUUUAGGAGUGCACAACAUAGAACAACAAGAGAAAGCACGACAAACAGAUGGAACUCAAAGUCAGGUUGAUGAAAAGAGGCCUGUUGGACAGAAGGCUCUGUAUUCCACCGCAAUGGAAUCCAUUCAGGGUGGUGCAGCUCAUGGGGAAUCCAUAGACACAGAUGAUACAAUGGGAGGUAUUCCAGCUGUCAGUGGAAGAGGGGAACGUCUGUUACUGUACAUAGGAAUUAUUGACAUAUUGCAGUCAUACAGAUUUAUAAAAAAGUUGGAACACACAUGGAAAGCUCUUGUUCACGAUGGGGACACGGUUUCUGUACACAGACCAGGCUUCUACGCUGAACGUUUCUUCAAGUUCAUGACCAAUACAGUGUUCAGAAAGACAUCAUCUCUGAAAUCAUCACCAUCCAAAAAAGGAAGAAGUGCCCUUCAGGCUCCACAUUCUGUAGGUCCCUCUUCAGCGUGCUCUGCAGGACAGAUUUCAGUUGAACACGAAGAAGGGCAGUAUGAGCUUCGUGGAGCAAGUAGCUGCCCAACCUUGGAUGACAAUGGUAAUUUAUGCAAUGGCUUAAACAUUUUUUUUGCGAUCUCUGAUUCAUACAGAUUUCCCUUCACUUCCUGUCUUGUAGACUUGACAGAAAGUGAGAAGAUAUAUUUUGAAUGUGGAGAAAGGUAUUCCUAG